CUCAGCCCCCACGACCCCAACGCGACCCUGCUGAAUAGUGUGACGGCCUGGCCAGGUCCCUCCAGUCUUUCGCGAGGAAUGACUGCCCGCUUUUGGUGUUUUAAUCGAUGAGACAAGGAGGUUGACGACCAUCCUCCUUCAUGAUGGACAAACGAGUAUUCGUAUUCACCACGCCCCGUCGCCCCUUAUGCUGAUGCUGACGGCGGCGGCACGAUUGGCCGCCAACGAGGCGCGGGGACAUCGCCAAGACGGGCCAAGCCGAAAUGAUCACAUCGACUCGAGUGCCCUACCACACAUAGCCUAAGCUGUGUUGCACCAGCUCCGUGGGUAAUUUGCGCAGCAACCCUGCACCUCGGCGUGAAUACCCCUGGCCCGCCACCCACUCUCAUCAUGUCUCCGCCGGCCCAUCCCGCCGCCACUGCGAACUUGCCGGCGCUUGUUCUGUUUUCUAUUUUCUUCCUCCCGAUACCCUCAUCCUGAUGCGCGAGCCUUUGGCUUCUCAACUCCUUGAGGAACGCGAUCGCAUUGCCCGCCUCGCUCCCUCCGAAACCGCGAAAAUUGACCAAGUCGCCAACCUCACGCCAGCGGCCCCAUGCCGCUGCUGCUGCUGCUGGCCCUUCCCCUACUAGGCCUCGGCCGGGUAGUUGACGCACAGUCCUGCGCCUAUACCGGCGGUUGGGCCCUACGCAACGAAGGUGACUGCCCUCCGGCGGCGCCAGUACGAUGCGGCAGGGGUCUCCAGCCCCGCUGCUGUCCGGCCGGCCAGGUCUGCACCGGCGAGGGAGCCUAUGUGGGGAACUAUUGCUGUGCUCCGGGGGAGGACUGCACCCGGAAGGCAACGGAGGCGCCAAAGUGCCCUGACCCGACAUUUACUCUUUGGGGAGUCGAUAAUUCGACGAACAACGGGGGCUGGUGCUGUCUGUCAUCGGCGGAUGGCAUAUAUGAGCGUAUGAGCGACAACACCAUCGCCGUCGGCUGCAAUGCUCCCUCCCAGUCGCUUGGGCAAACCCAAUUCAAAGCCUCGCCUCUAAACGCCGUCGCGUCAUGUGCGCCGAAGCCCAGCCAGCCACUCACGACGCAGUCUUCGUCUGUGCCGGCACAAUCGUCGCCUGCUGGAGCUACUGAGUCGCCGCAGCCAACUCCCGCGGCAGAGCCUCAAGCCCUGGGCUCCGGCGCUAUAGCCGGCAUCGCAGUUGGUGCGACCGUCGGGGGUGCUCUCUUGGCACUAUUGGUUGUAGGAAUCGUGGUGUUUAGGCGCAAGAGAAGCAGGCAGGAACAGACAGGAACAGGGGAGGCAGUAGAGGCAGCAUCAGGGACACCCAAGCACCAUCCAGGAGGCGCAUUCAACGACCAGAAGGGGCCGUACAGCCCGUACAGUCCGUACGCGUACACGGCGCAGUCAGCAGUGACCGGCUACCAGGAAAUGCCUCACGUGAAUCAGCCACAGGAGCUCGGGUUUGGCCUCGCGACCGAGAUGGAGGAUCCGAGUACUCUGAGGCAGGCUGAGCUAGGUGAUGGAAGGCCUCAGUCAGGUCGCUGAGUCUACGACAGCGCAGAUCUGCGAACAUUCCUAUGAGAUAGCGAGUUCCUGUACCAUCAAUACCACCAUAUUGUCCACCACACGAUUGUAGCCGCACCGAUCGCUACGCUUGACGCUCAAUUACAUCGAAACGCC
Messenger RNA from Gaeumannomyces tritici R3-111a-1, 1675 nucleotides. RefSeq lists its product as hypothetical. Lineage: Eukaryota; Fungi; Ascomycota; Sordariomycetes; Magnaporthales; Magnaporthaceae. The coding region runs from base 593 to 1540 and encodes 315 amino acids. The record is from RefSeq and is a predicted model, not a curated record. The transcript has 2 exons.